AUGGAAGUAGCACUUGACGAAAGGUUCAGCUCCGCACACAGGAUCGACCCAGCCGGAGGAUUUGACCUUGGCAAGCUCCGAGGCAAGACUGCUGUAAUCACAGGCGGAGCAAGCGGAAUUGGAGAAGCCUCUUUGCGUGGUCUCGUUCAAGCUGGGGCCUUUGUCGCGUUUAGUGAUAUCUCCCAGGAGCGUGGCGACGCCCUCGAAAAAGAGCUGGGCUCCGAGAAUGUGGCUUUCGUGCAAGGAGAUGUUACGAACUGGUCUGAUCAGAAACGGCUCUUCAAAACGGCAGUGGAGAAGUCUCCGUCGGGCUGUAUCAAUGUUGUCUUUGCUAACGCCGCGAUUGUCGAGCCCACGGAGCCCGACAUGGAUGUUGCGGACAUUGGAUUUCGGGGUGUUCUUUUGACAACGAAACCACUGCCUUGUCAUCACCGCCAGUAUCGCUGGCUACUGGGACCAAUGAUCAAAUGGGCGGCUCGUGGGUUGAUGCGAUCUCUGCGGAGCUCCAUGCCCGAGAAUGAGAUGCGAGUCAAUCUGAUGGCCCCAUGGUAUCUGCGGACGAACUUGAUUAGCCAGAACGCUUGGGAUCAUCUGGAAGACAACCGCGGUAUCAUACUAGCUGAGAAAGAAGACGCUGCAAAGGCGGUGUUGCAUCUUGCUUCUGAUGAGACUAUUCACGGUCGCAGCAUUAUGAUCAUCCCCCGUAAGGAAGCCGCUGAAGAAUACGUGGACAUGGACAGAGAUAGUCACGACUUGGAAGUGUUGGGACGGGAGAGGUUCUCUGAAAAGUAG
Zasmidium cellare ATCC 36951 is the source of this 792-nucleotide messenger RNA. RefSeq lists its product as uncharacterized. NCBI's taxonomy places the organism in Eukaryota, Fungi, Ascomycota, Dothideomycetes, Mycosphaerellales, Mycosphaerellaceae. The coding region runs from base 1 to 792 and encodes 263 amino acids. The transcript is spliced from 4 exons. The record is from RefSeq and is a predicted model, not a curated record.